AUGACAGCGAAACCAGAUGCUAAAGUCGGUCGAUUGUCAAACGAAGAUUUCUCCAAAAACAGUCAUUCGCAUCUCAAUUCAUUUCCUUCCCAUCAAUCACAUUGUCCUCCCAUGAUGCUCGAAACGCAUGGCCCUAGUUCCUUGCCUCCGUCAUCCCCGUCCUCCUCCUCCUCCUCUUCGUUUAGAAAGCCACAAAGGAAACCGCGAAGUCAAUCUCUUGUUUCUUCGCCCAGCGGUUCUGCAAAAGAGAAAACGCCAAUGUAUACACCGGAGCAUAUUCAAGACCUGUCGGCCGUUUUGAAUGCUUCGGAUCGUGCAGUCCCCCAAUUGUCUGUGGCUCCUCCUCCUGAAACAGCCCAAAAUUUGCAUCAAGAUUCGUUCAUUGCUUACCCCCAAGACUCUUCUCAUGCUUUGGCAAACAACCAGGAUCAAUCGAUCUUUUCUUCUUUUUCUUCUUCUUCUUCUUCCCCAAAAAAAUCACAUCCUUUUGUUAAUUCGGAAUCACAUAUUGAUGCCCCCGCAUCCCAUUCAGCUCUUCUUUCCGAUGAAAAAGAUAAUAAUGCUGUUCUUAACGAGGCUUCCAUCUCCCACGAGUCCCCUCAUCCUUCUUUCCCUACACAGCAUCAUCAUCAUCCUCAUCAACAAUCUCACGAGUCAAAUUUUUCAUUGCCCAUCACUAUCGACCACAAAACCCACCCUGACAUUGACAAUGACCAAAUAUUCGUAUCUUCGAGUUGCCCCACUCAGCACGGAUUCCCUUCACAUUCUCGAGACUCCUUCAAAGACAUCCAGCCCGAUCCUGAUCUAGCUUCCUUACCCAGAAUUCAGCUCAUGCUCCUUGGAGCCGACGACAGCGAAAUCAAGAAAAACGCCCUUACUCAAGUUGAUUAUCUCUCUCAUGAUUGGAAUGAGACCGACAUUUGGGCUAGUUGGCGUGAAAUCACGAAAUCAAAAGAUAGUUACGAGAAUGGCUUGCGUUUAGAAAACGCUUCUUGGCGUUCUUGGAUCAAAUAUAAAUAUCAUCUUCCUACCAUCUCUCCCGAAACCUUGAACUGGCUUAAAGAAUGCGAUGUAACUUGGCUCUAUGGCCCGUUACUCCAUGCUUCGAUGCCUUCUGUUCAUCAUUCACAAAUGUUAAAGCAAAAACACCGCCAUGCUAACGACUCCAACCAAAAUCUUGAUGUGAGUGGACAGCACGAGUCUGGUAGUGAACGCAGCUCUCAAAGUUCUAUAAGCAAAAAGCCAAUUUUAAAACGGCGUUCUCCUCAAGAGGUCUUACUUUCCGGUCGAGAUGUUACACCUCGUCUUCAGGCGUCUCGUUUGGACAGCUACUUGCGUUAUCCCUCCAACGAUGCAGCUCUGAAUUCAAACACCUAUGGCCUUCGACCUCCCAUCUUCGGACAAUCCCAUUCUUCCCAACCUUCUCGUCGAAUCCAUUUUAAUGAUAAAGUCCAACAAUGUAUCGCUGUCGAUGUUGACCACUCCGUCUCUGGAGGUUCCAGUGCCACUGAUUUAGACGACUAUGCAGCAUCCGAAGAGACAAAAAAGUCAGAUGAGGGCUCAAAUGAGGUAUUAUCGGAUGGUUCUCGAGCCUCGCAAUCAAACAACUCGCGUUGUAUAGCCGAGUUACCAGACUCGACGUUGAAAGCAUCGAUCGAAGAUCAAAUCCAUUGCCCAGAGAAUAAGGAUCUUUUUGGUCGUGAUGGUAGAAGCCGUUUUCCCAGAGUUCCAGAGUACUAUGGUGAAAAUGACUUUGAGGAAGAUGAAGUAUAUCGCGAAGAUCGCCAUUAUGGAGGUUUUAAAGAUUAUGAUCACAACAUCAUUGAUGAUGGUGAUGGUUAUCAUUCCGACGAAGAUACAUUCACCGUUGAGGAUGUAAACAACUAUCACGGUGAGCAAAGUGAUGAUUCUAGCAAUGAUGAAUCUCAGUUCUUAGAGUAUGCCAACGAUAAGGAUAGUCUUGAUGAAGAAGAAUUAAGUGAAAGUCCUCCAGAUCAUGAAUCUAUGCCUUCAAGUCCAUAUUCUGUUUUCUCACGUACGCCUUCCGAUGCGGGAUCAAUUGGAAACAGAAGUAUUUAUUCUCCUUACCUGCAUUCUCCCAAUGAGUCGAACGUUUCGCGUUCGGUUGAUGGAAGAGCUGCUGAUGAACCUUGCUUUGACAUGAACGGCAUGAUGUCAAGCAAAAACCCGGCUCAUGAAAAAACUGCUAACAAAACAAACUCGUCUCCCUUGGCUUCGUUCUCACAGCAAAUUAGUACUGCCGCACCUACGACUGCUGAAAAUCUGCAGACAGUUUCGCUCGGACCGUCUUCCAUGGAACCUGAAGAAAAUGAUUCAGAUAUACUUGAUGGAGUGCAUACACCUAAAGUACCUAGUAUUCAAGGGCAAUAUUCGCAAGUGCAGUCUUCGGAUGAUGGAAAUAGAAGAAGCAAACAGCAGAAGGACUCAGGCUCGAAUGCGGAUCCUGCGAACAGGUUGGUUGGCAUGUUGCAAAAUAAACUGAAGUCGUGGAACGAGUAG
Molecule: messenger RNA, 2520 nt
Organism: Schizosaccharomyces osmophilus
Lineage: Eukaryota; Fungi; Ascomycota; Schizosaccharomycetes; Schizosaccharomycetales; Schizosaccharomycetaceae
Gene: reg1
Product: serine/threonine protein phosphatase PP1 regulatory subunit Reg1
Exons: 1
Coding region: 1-2520 (839 amino acids)
Biological process (GO): cellular response to glucose starvation; protein catabolic process in the vacuole
Source: RefSeq, a predicted model, not a curated record